Messenger RNA from Pedinophyceae sp. YPF-701, 918 nucleotides. The record is from the annotation of a GenBank genome assembly. Lineage: Eukaryota; Viridiplantae; Chlorophyta; Pedinophyceae.
AUGGACCUGUCGAAGUCGAUUGCGUCCUGGUACGAUCCGCCCGCGGCCCGCGCGCCGCCCGAGCCAGCGCGGGACCUCGCACAGCCAUGCUCCUCGGACGCCCACCCCGCGGGCGCUGCGGCCGAAGCGCACUCGCGGACCUACGUCGAGUCGCUGUACGGGUACCUCCCGAGCUGGAAGAGCUACGCCUCGCUGCAAAGCAAGGUCAUCAAGUAUCCGAGCGUGGCGUGGAACCUGUUUCGGUCCGUCGUCGGGGACCGGUCGUACAUUUCCGUUAUCGACUCGACUGUGCUUCUGGGGGCCGUGCCGCUCGCGGGGCACCUCGACGAGCUGCGCGAAGCGGGCGUGCGCGGCAUCCUCACGCUCGUUGAGGACGCGGAAGUGAUGGUCGACAGCAAACAAAUCGAAGCGGGCGGGUUCCGACAGAUGCACAUGCCGAUCGUCGACAUGCACUCCCCGGCCCAGGACGAGCUCGUCGAGGCCGUGCGCUUCCUCCAAUCCUUCGCGGAGCGCGGCGAGCGCGCGCUCGUGCACUGCCGCGCCGGCAAGGGCCGGAGCGCCACUGUUGCCGUCUGUUACGUCGCCGCCCAGUACGAGAUGGACGCAGCGCAGGCGCUGCGGCACGUCAAGCACUGUAGGCCGCAGGUGUCGCUCACGCCGCCGCAGAAGAAGGCCGUCGCCCAGUUCGUCCGCGAGGGUCGUGUGGCGCGCGUGGUGGCCGUGGCGCCGUCCGUCCGCGCGGUGCCGCUGGGACUCCCGGGCCACUCGCGAUCUUUCAAACGCGAAGGGGGCUCCACCGGCAUGGCCAGCAGCGUCGCGCUGCCGGUGUCGCACGCGCCGGCGGCGCCGCCAACGCCACCGCUCCCGCAGAGGCCCGGCGGAGAGGAGCUCGCCGAAGUGACCGCCGCCGGCGGGUAG